AUGGAACGUGAACGGAAGAAGCCAUCUUCACCGGAAACCACCAACGACGGUGUAAUUAAAUUGAUUGUGUAUGGUUGUGUUGUGAUUGGCAUUGCUGUAAAGCUACUUACGGACGGUGGCGUGAAUCCAGUUCCAAACCUCAUCAUCUUCAAGGAGCUGCCAACGACAACGUUUCAUGCUUUUAUAAUCUCCAUCAUGUUCGCUUUUGCAGGAGCUUUUAGCUCGCUGUUGAUUCGUAGCAGUAGCAGCAGAAUUCAGUUUUCAUAUUAUGAAAAGUGUUGCAGGUGCUACUCGCUUGUAUUUGCAGCUAUGGCCAUGGCGAUCCUUGUAAUCGCCGUGAUAAGAACCGUAUUUCAACAGAUGCAAAUUCCAAAUUAUGGAAGCAUAAAAAGCAUGUAAAUUUAGGUAACAAUUUGGCUAUCUGUUUCUUUUUCUUUCUUUCUUUUUCUCUUCUCCCGCAAUGUAAAUAGCUAUCAAUAAAUUUGGCUUUGUUCUUUUAUAUAUAUA
Molecule: messenger RNA, 507 nt
Organism: Ricinus communis (castor bean)
Lineage: Eukaryota; Viridiplantae; Streptophyta; Magnoliopsida; Malpighiales; Euphorbiaceae
Exons: 1
Coding region: 1-399 (132 amino acids)
Source: RefSeq, a predicted model, not a curated record